UCGAAACAGGACCCUUCAGUCCACAGGCCAACGCCCUAUGCACUGAGCCAAACCAGCCAGGGCCCUAGUUACUUUUUUUAUUAGGAUACUAGGGUCAUCCUCCUCUGAUAGCAGCUAAAACUGGCUCGGCAGAUCUGGUUAACCUGUCAGGUUUCCUCUUCUUUCCUCCUCAACUCAUUUGUGUUCUUCACCCAAGAAGAAACCUAUCCAAGCAACCUGGGCAUUUUCCCAUCAAAGCCACCCCAAUCAUCGUUCUUUCCACUGGGAACUGCAAACCACUCAUGUCAAUGGAGUUCCAAGAAUGUAAUAGUUUUCAAUGGUAAUACCUCCAAUGCUUUCUAAAAUAAAGCCCCCAGUGAAAUCAGGAAUGAUCUUGACUUCCUAAAACUGUGGUCAAGGUCUUUGCUCAGAGGCUGGAGAACCGUCGCUCAGCCUCCAAGAAUUUCCUCUGACCCCAUCUCUACCACAUCGUUCGACGGUGGUUUGUUUUACUUCUGAGGUUUCUGGCUUCCUAGCACUCUGGGGUCUCAUUUGGUGAUACCAACCAAAACCUAAUACGGUUUUUAUUGUUAUGUUUCUUCCUGAUGUGUACCAUUGGUUAGAUCAAAGAUGAGAAGAUUAAAAAGGACAAAGAGCCCAGAGAAGAAGUGAAGAGCUUCCUGGAUGGAAAGAAGGGGUUUACAGAAGUGAAGUCGCAGAAUGGAGAAUUCAUGACCCACAAGCUUAAACACACGGAGAAUACCUUCAGCCGCUCAGGAGGGAGGGCCAGCGAGGCCAAGGAGGCGGAAGGGGCUCCCCAAGUGGAGGCUGGCAAGCGCCUGGAAGAGCUGCGCCGCCGUCGUGGGGAAACUGAGAGCGAAGAGUUCGAGAAGCUCAAACAGAAGCAACAAGAGGCAGCCCUGGAGCUGGAGGAGCUGAAGAAAAAGAGGGAGGAGCGAAGGAAGGUCCUGGAGGAGGAAGAGCAGAGGAGGAAGCAGGAGGAAGCAGAGCGAAAAGUCAGAGAGGAGGUAAGGAGAGCGCAGCCCGCCCAGCCAUCGGCACCCCAACUCACUCCAGCCCCUGAAUGCCUAUCUCUGGUGACCCUUCUGGCCCAGAGGACAAUUUCUUCCCUGGUGAAAUGA
Myotis lucifugus (little brown bat) is the source of this 1121-nucleotide messenger RNA. RefSeq names its product non-muscle caldesmon-like. Gene Ontology annotation, biological process: actin filament bundle assembly; angiogenesis. The transcript has 2 exons. Gene Ontology annotation, cellular component: actin cytoskeleton. The coding region runs from base 711 to 1121 and encodes 136 amino acids. Gene Ontology annotation, molecular function: actin binding; myosin binding. NCBI's taxonomy places the organism in Eukaryota, Metazoa, Chordata, Mammalia, Chiroptera, Vespertilionidae. The record is from RefSeq and is a predicted model, not a curated record.